Messenger RNA from Ipomoea triloba (trilobed morning glory), 4329 nucleotides. RefSeq names its product G-type lectin S-receptor-like serine/threonine-protein kinase At4g27290. Gene Ontology annotation, molecular function: protein serine/threonine kinase activity; ATP binding. The transcript has 13 exons. Gene Ontology annotation, biological process: recognition of pollen; protein phosphorylation. Lineage: Eukaryota; Viridiplantae; Streptophyta; Magnoliopsida; Solanales; Convolvulaceae. The record is from RefSeq and is a predicted model, not a curated record. Bases 139 to 4329 code for a protein of 1396 amino acids.
AAACAGGUUAUAUUGUUAGAUUAUCUGUAGUCAUGAAUUCGAAUGAGGUUUCCACCAAUUUUAAGGUCAAUAAUACCUCAACUUUGGUUAGAGUGGUCCUGACAAACUCUGGGAGUCUAGAAGCGUAUAUAUGGGCAGAUGGAACAGGGGAAUGGACUCGUCUACUUAAAGUACCAAUCAGACGAUUGUGAUGAAUAUGGAUACUGUGGAGCAUAUGGGAGUUGCAACUAUGAUAACUACCCGUUUUGUAGAUGUUUGGAUAAAUUUUUGCCUAGAGAUUUAGCAGCAUGGGACAGGGCAGAUUUUUCCGGAGGGUGUGUUCGGAGGACACCCCUUAGUUGUGGAAAUGGAUCCUCCUCAGAUGGAUUUGUAAAAUACUCUGGUAUUAAAUUGCCAGAUACAAAGUUUUCAACAUUCUAUAGCAGUUUGAACCUUCAAGAGUGCGAGCAAGUUUGCUUGAACAAUUGCUCUUGCAUGGCUUACUCAAGUCUAGAUAUAAGCAACAGAGAAAAUGGCUGCUUGCUUUGGUUCAGCGAUUUGAUUGACAUUAGUGUGGUACCUUCAGAUGGGCAAGAUCAAGAUCUUUACAUAAGGAUGGCUUCCUCUGAUUUAGAUCAUACUUCAAGCUCAAAGGGCAAGAAAUCAAAAAGAAUGAAAUUGAUCAGUUCAUCAGUAUUGGUUGGAAUUCUGGUGCUGAGCUUGACCAUGACUCUGAUUGUAAUUUUAUACAAACGUAAAAGGAAGGAGAUCCAUUUAAAGUGGGAAGAAGAUCAAACAUUAUCUGAAGUAUCUACAAUAGGAAGAGCUACUAUAACACGAGCUACUGAUAACUUUUCACUCAAUAACAAGAUUGGCGAGGGAGGAUAUGGGCCAGUUUACAAGGGUGUUCUGGAUGAUGGAAAGGAAAUAGCUGUGAAACGUCUAUCAAAGACGUCUCUACAAGGGCUUGGAGAAUUUAAAAAUGAAGUCAAUUCUAUUGCCAGACUUCAACAUAGGAAUCUUGUGAAACUUCUAGGGUGGUGCAUUCAAGGAGAAGAAAAGAUGUUAAUCUAUGAAUAUAUGCCAAACAAAAGCCUUGACUCAUAUAUAUUUGAUAAUAGAAGAAGAGCAUUACUUGAUUGGCCAAAACGUUUCAACAUUAUCAAUGGAAUUGCUAGAGGGCUUUUGUAUUUGCACCAAGAUUCUCGAGUAAAAAUCAUUCAUAGAGAUCUCAAAGUUAGCAACAUUUUGUUGGAUAUUGACAUGAACCCAAAAAUAUCAGACUUUGGCUUGGCAAGGAGCAUUGGAUUAAACAAGACAGGAGCAAAUACAAACCGAGUUGUUGGAACACUUGGUUAUAUGUCUCCGGAGUACGCAGGACACGGUAUCUUCUCUAUUAAAUCAGAUGUUUUCAGCUUUGGUGUCUUGGUACUAGAAAUUGUUAGUGGAAAAAGAAAUAGGGGAUUUUCUCAUCACCAAGAUCACUAUGAGAACCUCCUUGGCCAUGUAUGUCUUGUUUGCGUGGCCGCGUGGAAGCAUUAUAGAGAUGGUAGAUUGAUUGAACUUAUAGACAAGCAUAUGGAUGAACCACUUGAUUUGCCUCAAGUUUUAAGAUCAAUCCAUGUCGGCUUGUUAUGCGUUCAACAUUACCCUAGAGAUAGGCCAAGCAUGUCAUCCAUAGUACAUAUGUUGGCUAACGAUGUUGAGCUACCCAUUGCUAAAGAGCCUAGUUUCUUCACAAAAACAAGGGUAAUUGAUGCAAACUCUUCUUCAGCCAAAGAAACAUCAUGUUCCAUAAAUCAAGUGACCAUCUCAUCUCUCGAUCCCCGAUUGCCCAACCUAAUACUCUUCUUGCAUUUGGUGGCAAUGAUGUUAAAUGAGUUAUUCAACUUGACUGUUGUCAAAAUGAGAACUCUUUUCCUGCAUUUUUUGUUCUCCCUUUUCUUGCUUUCCAUGCACAAAAUUUCCCAUGCAAGGGAUACACUCACUUCCACUCAGUUCCUCAAAGAUGACGACACAAUCAUUUCAUCUAGUGGGAGCUUUAAGAUGGGGUUUCUCAGCAUCCCUGCUGGUUCCAUAAACCGAUAUGUCGGUAUAUGGUACAACCAAAUUCCUGUUCCAACAAUAAUAUGGAUUGCCAACAGAGAAACUGCCCUAACUAACACAACAUCUGCGGUCUUGAAGAUCGUUAAGCCUGGCCGGUUACUUCUUGUUGAUGGCAAGAAUGACACUAUAUGGUCCACCAAUGCCUCAAGAUCAGCUCAGAAUCCGAUGGCGCAACUGUUGGAUUCAGGGAAUCUUGUGGUGAGAGAUUCAGAGGAUGAAAACCCGGAGAAUUUCCUGUGGCAGAGUUUUGAUUACCCAACUGAUACUUUUUUUCCAGGAAUGAAGCUUGGGCGGAAUUUCGUGACAGGCCACGAGGUAUAUGUGAGGGCAUGGAAGAGUGAAAAUGAUCCAUCUUCAGGGCAAUUCACAGUUCAUUUUGAUCCAGCCGGCUACCCACAGAGUGUAAUAAAGAAUGGUCCUGAAAAGAUUUACACAUCAGGACCCUGGAAUGGUCAGCGAUGGAGUGGAACACCUGGAAUAAAUCCAGAUAAUCCUCAUUACAAGUACCAAGUAUACAUGAAUCCCAGGGAGGCUUAUGUCAGAUAUGAUAUCAUUAACAACUCCAUUUUACUAAGGUUAGUUUUGAGUAGUUCUGGUGAUUUCCAAUCCUUUACAUGGAUGAAUGAAACUCAAAGUUGGGCCAGUUUCAUCAAAGCUCCAAUGGAUAUUUGUGACAACUUUGCAAAAUGUGGUGCAAAUGGAAUCUGUAACAUAGCAGGCUCUCCAAUCUGUGGAUGUUUGGAAAAUUUUGUGAAUAAUACAAGAGGGGGAUGGGAUUACUGGUCUGAUGGUUGCCAUAGGAGGAUACCUCUUAAAUGCAAGAAUGGAACAGAUGGAUUCAAGAAGUAUUCUGGCAUAAAAUUGCCAGACACUACAAAUUCUUGGUUUAACACAACUAUGAACCUUAAAGAGUGUGAGCACAAGUGUUUGAGCAAUUGUUCUUGCACUGCUUAUUCAAGUUUAGAUAUAAGCAAUGGAGGAAGUGGUUGUUUGCUUUGGUUUAAGGACUUGAUUGAUAUUCGGUUAUUGUCUGAGAAUGGACAAGACAUUUACAUCAGACUCGAUUCUUCUGAGAUACCUGAGGAAUCUGGUCAUGAUAGCUCAAAGGGGAAGAAAGUACAAAUCAUCUUAGGUUCUUCGUUACCGCUAACUAUAAUAAUCUUGCUAGUUCUGUGCUUUGGUUUGUACCUCUACAAAAAGAGUAAGGAGAAAAUGAUGAAGCUGAAAGAAUGGUUAGAAAUACCAUUAUUUGACAUGUCUAUGAUAUCAAGAGCUACAAAUAACUUUUCAGAAAACAAUAAACUUGGAGAGGGUGGAUUUGGAGCUGUUUACAAGGGUGUUCUAGAAGACAAACAAGAAAUUGCUGUGAAGCGACUCUCAAAGACUUCCACGCAAGGACUACAAGAGUUCAAGAAUGAAGUAAUUUGUAUUGCCAAGCUUCAACAUCGCAAUCUAGUAAAGCUCCUUGGUUGUUGUAUACAAGGAGAAGAAAAGCUUUUGGUCUACGAAUACAUGUCAAAUAAAAGCCUGGAUACCUUUAUAUUUGAUGAAGCAAAGAGCAUAUUGCUUGAUUGGCCAAAACGCCAUUCCAUUAUCAAUGGAGUUGCACGAGGAUUAAUGUAUCUUCAUCAAGAUUCUCGACUAAGGAUCAUUCAUAGAGAUCUUAAAGCAAGUAAUGUUUUGUUGGAUAACAAUAUGAAUCCUAAGAUUUCAGACUUUGGGUUGGCAAGAAGUGUCGGAGGAGAUGCAACAGGAGCAAAUACAAACCGUAUUAUUGGGACACAUGGAUACAUAUCACCUGAAUAUGCUACUGACGGAACAUUUUCAAUAAAAUCAGAUACAUUUAGUUUUGGCGUUUUGUUGUUGGAAAUUGUGGGUGGGAAAAGAAAUAGAGGAUUUUCCCACCCAGACCACAAUCUCAACCUUAUUGGUCAUGCAUGGAAACUGUAUAAAGAAAACAGGGCGUUGGAACUAAUUGAUGUCCAUCUUGCUCCGUCGUGUGAUCUGUCUCAAGUUCAAAGGUGUAUCCAUGUUGGAUUGUUAUGUGUGCAACAACGUCCAGAAGAUAGACCGACCAUGUCUUAUGUGGUAACAAUAUUGUCCAACGACAAUAUCUUACCCGAAGCAAAAGAGCCUGGAUUUUUCACAGAACAAAGAGUAAACAAAGGUGAUUGCUCUUCAAGCACACAGGGAACAGGUUCAACAAACAACGAAUGCACCAUGACUGUCUUGGAUCCUAGGUAG